CGUAAAGCUAAAGCAAACAAGCCUAUAGCUAACCGUUCCUACACUUUCAAAUCCUCUGAUCAGUCUCCCAUCAAAAUCCGAGAAAAAGAAAAAGAAAAAGUUUAAAGAAACCCUAAUCUAAAAAAGAUCCGAUCGUCGUCGUCUUAACUUCUCUCUGGAUCUUCACCUUUUGUCUUUUGCUUUAUGUUCUGUUUCUAUAUAUUGCCCCUAAAUGAAAGACAGAGGAAAGAGAACAGCAAUGGACGACGUUUCUUUCUACUACAGCACACCUUCGGAGCUCUCUUGUCGGAAACAUCCCUCUGUUUCCGCUGUCGGAGUCUGCCCGUACUGUCUCAACGACCGUUUAGUUAACCUCGUAUGCUCAGAUUGCGGCGAACAGAGACUCUCUUCUUGCUCUUGCUCAGACAUCUCUCCUAACCGAACCUCAAACGCCGCCGUGGACGCCGGGGACGUCCUCCGGAUCUCUUCUCUCAUCGAUACAGAGAAGGCGAAACAGAGGAAGGCGACGAGAACAGAGGAAGUUGCGGUGUUCAAGAGGAGUAGUAGCAGCUGCGUUGAGAUUAACAAGACAAAGCAUCAUAGAUUCUCGAGACUCGGGAGGUUCUUCAGGAAGAUUAAUCCGAGAAAGGACAGAGCUUUCGAUGAGAAGAACAACGACAACGACAGCGAUUCUUGGGUUUUGAAACAGAGUGUUUCGAGAUCGAGAUCGCUCUGUAGCUUCCGAGGAGGAAACGGGUACUUCAUCGGGUCGGAGGAGGACGUGUCGUCUUACUCCGGCGCGAGGAGCUCGUUCUCCGCCGCGAGAAGCUCGAGCGUCAACGGCGGGUUAGGGGUUCUCGAUACAGAGCAUCGGAGGAGUAACUUUGAAGGGAGGAAAAGCAAUUUCAGCGAGAAGAGCAACUUCGAAGGGAGGAAGAGUAACUUCAGCGAGACGACGGAGCAUCGGAGGAGUAAUUUCAGUGAAUCGGAGCCGCCGCGGAGGAGCUGUUUCGAGGCGAGGAAGAGUAACUUCAGUGAAACAGAGUAUCCGAGGAAGAGUAACUUCAGCGAAACAGAGUAUAAACAGAGUAUAAAUAGUAAUCCGCGGAGGAGCAAUUACGAGGCGGCGGCGCCGAGGAAGAGUGAUUCGUCGGCGAUGAGUUUCACGAGAAGGGUUUUUUCGAUGAAAGAGAGUUACUUUACCGGAGGGGAAGAGCCAGGUUUUAUAGAUCUCAAGUUCGAUUCCGGAGGAGGAGGAGGGGAAGUGGUGGUAAACGACGGCGUUUUGGAGCACGGAGGAGGAGGGUCUUGCCGGUUAACGAAGAAGGAUCGAGAGGUGAGUAAGAGUCGGAGGACGAGCUUCAAAGGAUGGAAAUGGAUAUUCGGACACCAUCAUCUCCUUCAUCAACAAAGAGAUUCAUGAUGAUGACGAUGGAGAUGGAAGGAAACAGUUGAACUGUUUGUGCGAUCCGAUGUCAAUCUUAGUCAGAAUGCUUUUGUUUUUUUUCUCUAAUGAUUUAUCAUUUUGUUUUGUUGAAUACUAGUUUAAUUUAUCGACGUCACAUUUUGAAAUGAUAGAGAUGAGAUUAUUAUGAGUGUACACAACUUAACCGGUUUUAACCAAAUUCUCCUUUUGUAAUCAGGUAACCUUAAGAGUUCUUGUAUUUUGUAUUUUUGUUUAUCAUUUUGAUUCGAUAUAUAUGCGAAGGUUGAUUAGCCG
Molecule: messenger RNA, 1699 nt
Organism: Raphanus sativus (radish)
Lineage: Eukaryota; Viridiplantae; Streptophyta; Magnoliopsida; Brassicales; Brassicaceae
Exons: 1
Coding region: 212-1402 (396 amino acids)
Source: RefSeq, a predicted model, not a curated record